This is a messenger RNA of Desarmillaria tabescens, 684 nucleotides long. RefSeq lists its product as uncharacterized. The record is from RefSeq and is a predicted model, not a curated record. Lineage: Eukaryota; Fungi; Basidiomycota; Agaricomycetes; Agaricales; Physalacriaceae. The coding region runs from base 1 to 684 and encodes 227 amino acids. The transcript is spliced from 3 exons.
AUGGAGCUGUCCGACAGCGUCUCGUCACAGUGGGAGCUCCCAUCGAUUCCGAGCUCUUCGCUCGAGUUUGGUUCCGGUGGAACCAUGUCAGUGUCAUGGACCGAUAAUGUAACAGAGACCACAACAGCUGUCCCUGCUCCUGCUCCUGCUCCUCCUGAGAUCAUUAAGCCCACAAAGAGCCAAGAGGAUGCAGUUCUGACCUCAGAGGAGUUGAUGGCUAUCUGGGGUCGUAUUGGCGUCCAAGUGUGUGAAGUGGCCACGUCGUUACAUGAUAAAUCGAAGAGGGCGUUGAUUGGCGAUGGGACAUAUCAUGGAUUCAUCGAAGCCGUUCUGCACGAGGUACCAGGUGCAGCACCGCCCGCCCCUCCAUCGUAUGGAUAUAUCAUAUAUAUGCAAUCGGGUUCUUCGGUGCAAAAGAGGGCAGGAGAGAUCAUGCCUGGGGAUGUUGUGUGGCUUUCUGACGCCAAGUUGAAAGGACAUAAAGGUAUUCAGACAUACAGCCAGCAUGUGGGUGUGAAGGAGCCGCUUGUUGGUAUCAUCAGCGAGUUCGAAGCGAAGAAGUUCAAGCUCAGAGUGUUCCAGGCAAACCAGCAUGUCGGGCAACAGACAGUGGAGUCAGUAAGCUACCGCUUGGAAGACUUGAAGAGCGGUGUUGUGAAGGUAUUCCGGAUUUUGGAGGCAUAA